This is a messenger RNA of Orbicella faveolata, 3351 nucleotides long. RefSeq names its product rab GDP dissociation inhibitor alpha-like. Lineage: Eukaryota; Metazoa; Cnidaria; Anthozoa; Scleractinia; Merulinidae. Gene Ontology annotation, biological process: vesicle-mediated transport; small GTPase-mediated signal transduction; protein transport. Gene Ontology annotation, cellular component: cytoplasm. Gene Ontology annotation, molecular function: Rab GDP-dissociation inhibitor activity. The record is from RefSeq and is a predicted model, not a curated record.
ACUAUCUUAUAUGAGCCAAACUAUAUGCUUUUCAGCGGUCACGCGCUCAAUUUGUGAGCCUCUAAACUUCUAAACCGAGCUAUGAUUGGCUACUAGUUUCAUCGCCCAAUAGAAAUUGGUGUAAGAACCGAAGAAAAUUUGUCAACAACUUCAUUUUAGCCGGUGGAACACCCAUUCAUUCUAUGUCUUAGACAGAAUAUCGCAUUGAUUUCUUUCCCUUUUGGUCAAUUCCACAGGUAUUAUCAUGGAUAAAGAAUACGAUUAUGUUAUCCUCGGUACUGGACUGAAAGAAUGUAUUCUGAGCGGCGUUUUGUCGGUUGGCGGCAAAAAAGUUCUCCACAUGGAUCGGAACGAUUUCUAUGGAGGUGAGAGCACUUCGAUGCACCCGCUUGAAAAGCUCUACGAAAAAUUCAACGAAACUAAAGAACCGGACGACUCGUUUGGUAAUGGCCGUGACUGGAACAUUGAUUUAGUUCCCAAGUUUUUGAUGGCGGAUGGAGCGCUUGUCAAGUUGCUAGUCCAUACUGGUGUAACACGGUACAUGCAGUUCAAACAGAUCGAGGGAAGCUUUGUCUAUCGCGGAGGCUCCAUAUACAAAGUUCCUGCCGACGAAAAGGAAGCCUUGACGUCUAGUCUGAUGGGAAUUUUUGAGAAGCGACGUUUUCGAGCAUUCCUAUUGUUUGUGCUCAAGUACAGCUGCGACGAUCCAACGACAUGGGAGGACAUCAACCCGAAGACAUCCACUAUGAAAGAUGUGUACACGAAGUUCGGCCUUGAUAAGAACACGCAGGAUUUCACAGGACACGCCAUCGCUUUGUACUUGGAUGAUGAGUAUAUGACACAGCCUUGCGAGAAGCCUUUACGACGUAUAAAACUCUAUUAUGAUUCCUUAUCUCGCUACGGUAAAUGCCCCUAUUUGUAUCCUCUGUAUGGCCUCGGUGAGUUGCCUCAGGGAUUUGCCAGAUUGUCAGCCGUGUACGGAGGGAUCUACAUGCUGAACAAACCCACAGAUGAAAUCCUCAUGGAAAACGGUGCAGUUUGUGGAGUGAAAUCGGAAGGAGAGAUUGCCAAAACAAAGGCUGUCAUCGCUGACCCGUCGUAUUUUCCCGAGAGGGUGAAAAAAAUUGGUCAAGUCGUUCGAUGUAUAUGCAUUCUUUCCCACCCGAUUCCAAAUACUAGUGACUCCAAAUCCUGCCAGCUGAUUAUCCCUCAAAAUCAAGUCAACCGAAAGUCGGAUAUCUACGUGUGUUGCAUGUCGCACACCAAUGCUGUCACCGUCAAAGGCAGAUACCUGGCUAUUGUCAGCACUACAGUGGAGACAGAUGAUCCUGAGGCAGAGCUGGGACCUGGGUUGCAGCUGCUUGGCAAGAUUGACAAAAAGUUUGUGUGGGUCAGUGAGCAGUUUGAACCACAGGAUGAUGGCAAAGAGAGCAAUAUAUUCAUUUCCAAGUCGUAUGACGCCACCACACAUUUUGAGACAGUCUGUGAGGACAUCAUGAGCAUGUAUGAGAGGAUCACAGGAGAAAAGUUUGACCUAAGUGCAAUAUCUCUUGCAGAGGUAGAUGUUGAAGAAUCGUAACAUAAAAUACAAAUAAUUAUUGAUAAUUGUAGCUUAUAAAUGAUUAAAUGUAACAAUUGUAAGUACUGGGAUUAUUUGCAGUAAGCAUGUUUAUAAACCCAUGCACACAGACAACACUUACUUAGAAUUCAAAAGUGAUUGCCCAAAUUUAAGUAAUGAACAUUUGUAAAGCACUGUUUCCCAAUUAUUUUGUUGAUUCACUGCUGAAGUUGGAAAGAAUUACAGCUUGGUAUGUUGAGGGUUAGUCAACCAUUUAAAAAUAGUCUUAUAUAAAAAUGCUUCUUUGUGAUCUUUACAUUUUAUUAUUUAAUAAUAUUAGUACUAACGAAUGUCAAUGCCAGGCAAAGCAGUGAUUAACCAUUGUUGUAACUAGUCUAAAUGCUAAUUAAAUAGAGCAGUCUUCAAUUGAGUGUCAAAAGUAAUCAGAUAAUUACUUUCAUUGGUUUUGGUUUUACUAGAGUUUGAGAUUCACUGUGUAGUCAACUGGUAAGUAACUGGUGUGGUUUUACUUUUAUGACACUUAAUUGAAAACCACUCAUGUUAAGUUGAGUUGGUUGCAGGAGUAGUUCAAAUGACUCAACAUCACAAUUCAGAUAAAGUUCUCCAAGCUGUAUUGAACACAACAGGGAUACAAGUGCACAACACGAACAACUAACUCCAGUGUAACCUAGCCUCCAAAGCAUGUGGACUUAACAAAUAAUUUAUGCUAGGUCACAAGACCUAUCGUUUCAAUACACAAUGAAUUGUGCAGCAUUUCUUCCAUGUUAAGCUAAGCAGCAGUAGGCCCUUUGCCUGACUGCAUCACCUGACCGUGUCAAUCAUAAAAAAUGGUUGUAAUGCGAAAUAUAUGCACCAGAAAUGGAAAGAACAUGAUGAAAUUAGUAAGAUUUCCAAUUUUGAGGUUACUGACAGGCAAGAUUUUAGAACAGUUUUAGUUUGACAAUUUUAAACAAAAAAUAAUUUGAGUAUGUUUGAUGGCAAAGCUCACCAUCCAGCAAUGUUUUUAUUUACAAGUCUACAUGUAACUUGUGAAUUUUUUUAGACCUUUAGUCUGUUAGAUAGCCAUAACAUCUUCCACUUGAACGUCAGUGGCCUUGAAAUUGGAGAUCUUUAGUUACUUAAUUCAUCACGCAUUUUCUAUCCCUGGUAUCUAUUUGAACUACCACACCCAUUUUUUAUAUGAUUGACAAGAUCAUGUGACAUGGUCAUGCGAAGAGCAUUUACACAGUGCUUAUUGUGUAGUCACGAAUGUUCUUGGGUGUGCUUGAUUCUAAUCAGGGCAGCUGAACUACCUGGUGUCAAAUUUCAAUAGAAUUCUCAAUUUAAAACCUCUUCCAAAACAAGUGUCUGAAGAUUGCCAAUAAUUCCUGCUGUUGCAGUCUAUUAUGAUGCAAGAUGAUACAGUCUAUUAUCAGAUUUAUUUCAAGGGGAAACGAUGUUAUUAUUAGCUUGACUGUACCAACAGGCUAGAAUUUCUUUGAGGAACAUGGCUGUGUUCCAAAAGCACCCAGUUGCCACAGACAGCUAACUUUGGGCAACUGGAAAAAGUUACUUUUUUCACAUUAAGCUUUUUAAUUAUAAAGUGCUGGGCACUCAGAAUUUCAUGGUUGGGAACUUUUGAGUACCUCAUAAUUUUUCUUAGAUCACAGCCUUGGGAAUAUCUUGAAAAGUAAAUGAUAAUUUAAUAUUACAUAUUGGUGAACUGCACUUAAAAAAAUCCCAUUUAAAAGGAAAUUAUAUAAUUAUUUUAUCUAGUUUAAAAUGUUUUGUCA